Messenger RNA from Rhipicephalus sanguineus (brown dog tick), 2672 nucleotides. Its product is annotated as U3 small nucleolar RNA-associated protein 14 homolog A. Gene Ontology annotation, cellular component: small-subunit processome; nucleolus. The record is from RefSeq and is a predicted model, not a curated record. The coding region runs from base 37 to 2562 and encodes 841 amino acids. Gene Ontology annotation, biological process: rRNA processing. The transcript is spliced from 16 exons. NCBI's taxonomy places the organism in Eukaryota, Metazoa, Arthropoda, Arachnida, Ixodida, Ixodidae.
AGCGGCUCACAAGCGAAGUUCAGCGCCACUCAAAACAUGGCGGCCUCCACGAACUCCACGUUGUUGGACGACCUAAGCAAGAAGCCUGAUGCGCUGCAAGAAGAGUUUGGCAACGAUGGAGAAGUCCGCCAGCCACUUCGCAAGGGUCGUGUUGACUCGUUUCGUCACAAGAAGUUGCUGGACGCUAUUGGUUCCCUGGGAGGCAAAAAUAAGGUGACUACACGGACUGAACCAAGCCUCACAGUCUCCGAGUAUGACCUUUCAAAAGCCUCGGUGGAGAAGGUGGCCGUGCACCAGCUGCUCAUGAACCUCAAGAAGACUGACGCACAUAGGCAGAUCAAAAAGAAAGUGCGCUCCAUUGUACGCAAUGCCAAGGUGCUGGCCGAACCCUUGCCCCGACCUCAACAACAGAGGGCGCAGCGUCAGGUUGCAUAUGAAAAGGUCGGCGAGGAAGUCACUGUGUGGGAGCCCGUGGUCAGACAGAACCGUGUGGCCCAACAGCUGCGCUUUCCACUCAAGCAGCCUGACAUGAGGAUGGAGUCUGCUGCUAAAUUUACUCAGCGCUUCGAGCCAAAGACUGACCUUGAACGAGAAAUAAACAAGAUCUUGAAAGUCAGUGAAAAUGUCACGGCACCAGGAGCCGAACUGACGCCAGCUGAAGAGAAAGCCCUCAAGGCCAUGAGCUUGGAAGAAGCUAAGGAGAGACUGGCUGAGCUCAAAAAGAUGAGGGCUCUGAUGUCCUAUCAGGAGAUGAAAGCUCGAAGGCAGGGCAAGAUCAAAAGCAAGAAGUAUCAUCGUAUCCUGAAGAAAGAGCGUCUAAGGAAAGAAAUGAAAGAGUUCGAAGAGCUCAAGGAGAAGGACCCUGAGCUUGCCAUCGAGAAGUUGAAAGAACUCGAAAAGCAGCGAAUCUUGGAAAGAGUGUCGUUGAGGCAUAAAGGCACAGGCAAAUGGGCCAAGCAGCAAAUGCUCAGGACGAAGUACAACCAGGAGAGUCGAGAAGCACUACUGAAGCAGUUGGAGCUAAGUCGGCAACUGACACAGAAACCCCUAGUUGAAUCAUCUGAUGACGAGGAUGCAAUGGAUUCUGCUGCUGCUGCUAGAGAAGUUGCGGCCACACAUACUGGAGAGCUAGAAGCGAGCUUCUUCAGCUCGGCUAACCCGUGGCUAAAGAACCCAAGUGGAGCACGGCCAAGCACAGAAAUAUCCAAUGGCGAAGUUGCUGAAGACGUUGAAAGUGAAAAGGAUGCUGAUGCUGUCUUGGCUGACAGCAGUGAAGAAGGUGGCGAUAAAAACAGUGACGAGGGGCAGGCGGAGCAGGCAGACAGCAUGACAAAUGGGCAAGAAUGCUUAACCACUGAGAAAGCAGCCGUUGAAGCCGAAGCAGCAAGUUGCAUGACCAACGAAAAGGAAGAAAAAAGCGUAUCAUCCUCAAAGCCGAAACGCGGUGGCCAAGCGAAGCAAGGCUCAGUCAAGAAAGGCGCAAAAAGGAAGCUAGCUUCAGUAACGAAGAGCGGAGGCAAUGUCAGUGCACAGCCUUUGAAGCCGCCCUUAGAAGAACAAGAGGUCGUUAGCAUUGACCGGGUGUUUGAUUCUCUUAAUGAAGGUGCUACGAAGAGGAGGAAGAAGAUGAAGCCAGGCCAGAAGAAGAGGAGGAACGAGAUCAAUAAGUUCACUGUGACAUCUAAUGAGAGAAAGGAGGCUAGCAAGGAAGGUAACAACAAUCCUAACAGAACAAUGGAAGACCCCGAAAUCACUGAAAGCGAAGCUCGGCUCGACGAGACAUUGGAAAGGAAGCAGACUCUGAAAGACCUCGAAAGCUUUAGCCAAGAGAAAACGCCAAAGCCGGCAGCAAAGCACUCCUCAGUCCCACAGCCGGCCCAUUCGGAAGCGAAACCGGACAAAGUAGAGGUCGACCCAACAAAGUUUCUCGAGGUGAAACAGCAAGUAUUGAAGUCCAGGGCUCCGGACCUGGGUGGAACUGCCGAAGAUGCCUUGGAUGAUGAGGAUAUUGAGAAGGAACAGGCCGUUACUAUUGCUGAAGCAUUCGCAGAUGAUGAUGUCAUCAGUGCUUUCAGGGAAGAGAAGAAAGCGCAGGUGAAGCAGGAUACACCGCAGGGCGUUGACCUCUUCUUGCCUGGCUGGGGAUCCUGGGGUGGUGGCGGCAUCAAGGUAGACCAGAAGAAGAGACGUAGGUUCUUCGUGAAGCCUCCCCCGGCACCUCCAAGGAAAGAUCAAACACUUGGCAACGUUAUCAUCAGUGAAGCCAAGGACGAAAAACUUGAGGCACACCAGGUUGACGCACUGCCAUUCCCGUUCAACAACGUCAGCCAGUUUGAGUCGGUGAUCAGCCACCCCGUAGGCAGCUUGUGGAACCCUGAGACAUCCUUCAGGGAACUGACCGCACCGAAAGUCAUUGCCAAAAUAGGACAAGUCAUCGACCCCAUAGACAGAGAUGCCCUGACGGUCAAGAAGAAAGAGAACAUUGUAGACAAGCUCCUGGAGCAGAAGAAGGCUGCGGCGAAGCAAAAGCAGCAGCCACAGCAACGGAGGAAGAAGAAAUGAAGAUAGGCACCGACAGGAAUGCAAGCAUGUUCACGCCUUCACGAGGAAUGAAGUGAACCUGUAUAAUAUGUACAUAUUAAAAUAAAUACACACUGCGGCAUGUACAAACA